Molecule: messenger RNA, 3054 nt
Organism: Strongyloides ratti
Lineage: Eukaryota; Metazoa; Nematoda; Chromadorea; Rhabditida; Strongyloididae
Product: Spectrin beta chain, erythrocytic
Exons: 3
Coding region: 1-3054 (1017 amino acids)
Molecular function (GO): protein binding
Source: RefSeq, a predicted model, not a curated record
AUGGAUUUUUUAAAAAGUUUUAAAACUGGUGAAAAAAAUUUAAAAAAAAGUAAUUUGCAUGAUGAAAGAAUUUCCAAACAAAAGAAGACUUAUACUAGGUGGGUGAAUAAUGUACUACAGGAUUGUAAAAGUAACCACCGCGUCAGAGAACUUUACGAUGACCUUAGGAAUGGAAUCAUACUCUCAGAUAUUGUCUAUGCAUUUACUGGUGUUAAAUUAAAAACUAGUAUACCACUAUCGGUGGAUGACAAAGCUGUGAUGUCAAGCAAUUUAUCAUUGGUGUUGGAAGCUAUGAGGAACGAUGGAGUAGACUUGGUAAAUAACAAUAUUGGUGAUAUAAUUGAUGGUAAACCUAAAAUUAUAUUAGGAUUAAUUUGGCAAAUGAUACUCCAUUAUGAUAUCAGGAGAAGUAUUCAGUAUCAUCAAGAAUUAUCUUAUUCUGAUCCAGACCAGUCAUUUUCUUCAUUUGAAAAUGGUUCUGUUAAAUCUUAUAAAUCUAGUCCAACAAGUAAAAUCAAAAAUGUAGUAAUGUCUCCGAUAAAUAGUUUGAAAAAAAGAAAAGAGAAAAAGAAGAAGACCAUUGAAAGAGGACAAUGUAAUAAGAUAAUUUUGACAUGGUUGGAAAAAGAAAUUUGUAUUCCAUAUGGAAUCAAGAUAACAAAUUUUUCAAGUGAUUGGAAAGACGGUGUUGCUUUUAUGGCUUUAAUUCAUAGAUUCUGUCCAUCAUUAGUUGAUAUGGAUACUGUUAAAGUGUCACCACCUCAUGUUAAUAUUUCAGAAGCUUUUAGAUAUGCGUCAGAGUGUCUUAAUAUAAAAAAUAUCUUAGAAGUAGAAGAUGUUUUGUGUGAUUUACCUGAAGAUAGUGCUAUAACAUUGUAUGUCUCUCAAUUUAUGGGAAUUGAUGCGUUACGAGUCAAAGAAGAAAAUAAAAGCAAUGUAAAAAUUAAUGAGGAGUUACAAAGUUCAGAUGAGAUUUCGUUAUCAGAUGAUUCUGGUAAUGUUCAUGAAAACAAUACAAUUGUUGUUGAAAAGGUUGUUAUUAGAGAAGAAGAUAUUGAGGAAGAAAUUACCAAAAGACAGUUUCUUCUAGCUAGUGGUCCAUUAUCUACAGUAAGUGAAGAAAGUUGUGAGGAUGUGUCAAUGGACAGUUAUUAUCCAAGAAAUACUUGCAAACCUACAAAGGAUGUUGUCUAUGAAGAUGCCGACGUGUAUCCAGUAGAGUAUAUCAGAGGACAAAAUGAUAGUUCUAUGUUAUCUUCAACAACAAAUGAUAGUGUCUUUGAAAGAAGUUCUUUUUCAAAAGAUAUUCAAUCUAAUAAGGGCAAUCAUUUGUUUAGUGAAAAUAAUAAUUUGCCAUCGUCAUGUGACUAUACUGAAUCCUAUGAUCGUGGCUUAGCAAAUAUUUUUUCAUCAAUAUUUGGUGAUGGAACUUCACAAGAUGAUAGAAGCAUUAACAAUUUGGGAGACGUGGAAAGCGCUACGUGCUAUGUUCAACAAUUAACUUCUUCUGUAGGAUUAGGUAUGGAAAUCUGUGAAAACAAUAGUACAUCUUUUAAUUGUCAGUCAAGCGAUGACUACGAAAGUGAUGAUGAUGUUAUCGAGUGUUGUCUAGAUGAAAUGUCUCCAGUUAAAAAUAGGAGUUUUUUUGAUGAUUCUCAGGGGAGUAAUUCAACAUCAGAAACAGUAAUUGAAUCAACUACUUCUGUUAAUUUAGACGUUGUUGAAACAGUAGAACAUCUUGUAGAUGUUGUUUCCUUAUUAUUGGAUAAUGAGUUGUCAUUUAAACCUAUGGAUGAGAUGAUGGUUUCAACUGAACAUUCUGAUACGGAUACUACAGAAAUUGAAAAUGAAGAACUCAUAGAAGAGGACCUCGGAUGUUGUGGUGAUAUUAAUGUGAUUAGUAAAUUAGAUAGUGUAAAGGAAACUAAAGAAAGAUUAAACAGUAGAUGUGAAGAAGGCGAAGGAGACAAUGCAUGUGAAGAUAAUUUGAGCGGAACUCAUUCUCCUUCAGAAGACACUAAUAAUAACUUCCGUUUAAUGUCAUGGUUAAUAUCACCUAUUGAGAAAGUUUAUGAGAUAAUGAACGACAGUACGCCAUUAGAAGGUCUAGAUAGUUCAUAUCCAAUUCUCAAAGCAAGAAGUUUGCAAGAUUGCGACGCUGAACAAAAUGUGGAUGUUAGCUCCGAGGAACUAACUGGAAAUGCUACACUUGAUUUAAAUACUUCAUAUUCAGUAGUAAAUCAGUCUUUAACUGCUCCUGAUAAUACAGAUGAUCUGGAAAAUGUAGGAGAUAGAAAUGAUUUGACAGUUGGAUCUCUUCUGGAUAAAGUUGAUCAUGUAAAGAAAUUGGUUGAAGAUAUAGCGUCUAUUGUGCCACCAAUCUCAGGAACUUCUGCUGUGAACAAUGAUUUAAGUAAUAGCAUAAACGGAGAAUUAGUUUCAUUAGAUUUUCCUGAAAAGACGAUUGAAGAACAAAUUAAAGAUUUGGCUGAGACAGCUAAAACGCUUUCUGAUGCUUACAUUGAAAGAUUACAAGAAAUAGAUGAAAGUUCUGAAUCAAGAACUAACAAUAGUGAAGUUUCAUCCAAUGGAGUAGAAAGUUUUACUGACACAGAAACUCCGGACGAUGAAUAUGAGGAUUUACCACCACUUACAUUUGAACAUACAAUUAAAAUUCGUUCAGAAUUUAAUGGAAAUGAUAUGGGUAGUAAUAGUAAAACUGACAGUUUAUCAAACAAGAAUACAACUUUGAGAAGGAGAUAUACUACAUUAAAUGAAGUGGAUUUAAUUAAAGAUUCAGAUGAAAAGUCGGAAGGGAAUAUAAAGAAUGAUGAUAAUAAAGCGUCCAUAUCACAAGCCGGAGAGGUUCGAGGAACUAGAUAUUCAUAUGGCUUUUCAUUGCUUUUACUUUUUGUUUUGAUACUGAGUCUUUUAGCUUAUCUCAUCUACGAUUGUUCAACAUGUUCCAGCAAUUGUCAUUCAACCUCCUCAUCUUUAUGUUGCAUUUCAUUUCAAAUGAAACUUCAUAAAUUAAGAGGCCAAGUACCAUUUUAA